CAACACAUCAUACGUGCAUACACAUAUGCACGUAGCAUACAUACAUAUGUAUAUAUAUGCAUAGGAAUGUAAGGUUGCCUUUCGUAUCCUCACCUCACAACCUUUCACUUUUCCUCUGUAUCCUGCAUUGAUGGUAAGAGAUGAUGAUUUUAAUAGUUUUUAUAAAAACAUUGGAAUAUUUUUAAUUUCCUUAGUUGUGUCUUAUUGAUAGACGGCUACACAAAUCGAUAAUAACAUUGCGCUUUAAGAACAAGGUUACGAUCUUGGUAUUUGAUUGAAGCUAUAUAGGAAAAUAAACAUGAUUUUUCACGGUCGGUGUACGUUUGUCCAAACAAAAUAUGUUAGAGAAGAAAAGGAGAACUACAAGAGGCUGGAAGGGCGAGAGGGGCCGAUAAGAGAAAUCAAGUCAAACGUGCUACGUGGAAUCGUAAAAGUGAAGGUGCACUUCACUCUACCUGAGUUGGGUUAGGUUUCUUUAACUGGGCGUAACCGAGAACGUUAUAAUGGAAUCUCUUCGAACGAAACUGGCCGAGUAUGGCCAAGAACACUUACUCAAAUUCUGGGAUCAACUGUCAGAUAAAGAGAAAGAUUAUCUUUAUCAGGACAUCUCCAAGUUGGACCUUAUGGAAGUGACAUCAUAUUUUCAAAAGGCAAUGUAUGCUUCAUCUUGCAUGCUUAAAAAUACCUUGGAUGAUAAAGUAUCUCCUAUACCUAAAGAGAGUAUCGCGUCAAUCAAAUCUACCAAUAAGAAGCAGCUCAAAGCAUACGAGAAAUUAGGAUUACAAGAGAUAGCUAAUAGUCGUGUAGGUGUAUUACUUAUGGCUGGUGGCCAAGGUACUCGAUUAGGAGUAUCUUAUCCUAAAGGCAUGUACAAUGUUGGAUUACCCUCAGGAAAAACUUUGUUUCAACUACAAGCUGAAAGAAUACUUUGUUUACAAAAUAUAGCAGAAAAAGAAUGUGGAAAGAGAGGAGAGAUAACCUGGUACAUAUUAACCAGUGAAGCUACUCAUGAUACAACUCUUAAUUUUUUAUGUAAGCAUAAUUAUUUUGGUUUAAAAGAGGUAAAUGUUAGAGCUUUCAAGCAGGGUAUGUUGCCGUGUUUUACAUUUGAUGGAAAAAUCAUUUUGGACGAAAAAUAUAAAGUUUCCAAGGCACCGGAUGGAAAUGGAGGUUUAUAUAGAGCUCUAACAGUAGAAGGAAUAUUGGAUGAUAUGGCACGACGUGGAAUCCAUAGUGUGCACGUUCAUUCAGUUGAUAACAUUUUGAUAAAAGUAGCAGAUCCUAUUUUUUUAGGAUACUGUCUAUCUUCGUCAACCGAUUGUGGAGUUAAAGUUAUAGAAAAAUCUUCACCGAAUGAAUCGGUUGGAGUUGUGUGUAAAGUUGAUGGUAUCUAUCAAGUCGUUGAAUACAGUGAAAUUUCAAAAGAGACAGCUGAAUUACGUUAUAACGAUGGACAACUAGUAUACAAUGCUGCAAAUAUAUGUAAUCAUUAUUUCACUGUAGACUUUUUACGUGCAGUUGCUAAUACUUAUGAACAGGAAAUGGAUCUUCAUAUUGCUAAGAAAAAAAUCCCAUACGUGGACGAUGAUGGGAAUAGAGAUUUACCUACAUCUCCAAACGGUAUUAAAAUUGAAAAAUUUGUAUUUGAUGUGUUCAAAUUUGCAAAACAACUAGCGGUCUGGGAGGGAAUUCGCGAAGAAGAUUUUAGCCCUCUUAAAAACGCCGAUUCUGCUGGUCAAGAUUGUCCGAGCACUGCACGUAACGAUGUGCUUAAGCUACACAAAAAAUGGUUAUUAAAUGCUGGAGCAUCAAAUGUGAUAAACGACGUAGAGGUAUCUCCUCUAUUGUCGUAUGCAGGAGAGAACUUGAAUCAUCUAAAAGGACAAUCGUUUGAAGGUCCUUAUGUAGUGGAAUAAUUCAAUCGCGUUAACAUAUUUUUAGACAUUAUCACGUAAUGAGAUUAUUUUCAUACUUGUCAAUAUAGUCUUAAAAUUAUCGUAAAAA
This is a messenger RNA of Osmia lignaria (orchard mason bee), 2004 nucleotides long. The record is from RefSeq and is a predicted model, not a curated record. Lineage: Eukaryota; Metazoa; Arthropoda; Insecta; Hymenoptera; Megachilidae.